Molecule: messenger RNA, 1930 nt
Organism: Papilio polytes (common Mormon)
Lineage: Eukaryota; Metazoa; Arthropoda; Insecta; Lepidoptera; Papilionidae
Gene: Crt
Product: calreticulin
Exons: 7
Coding region: 66-1262 (398 amino acids)
Biological process (GO): protein folding
Cellular component (GO): endoplasmic reticulum; endoplasmic reticulum membrane
Molecular function (GO): calcium ion binding
Source: RefSeq, a predicted model, not a curated record
UCGCCAAAAUUCGAAGUUAUUCGUGGCGGAUCCAUUGACGAAAGAGGCUGAUUGUGUUAAACAAAAUGAGGGCUUUAGCGUUAGCUUUAGUCAGUUUACUGGCAAUUUAUUCUGUUAAUUGUGAAGUGUAUUUUGAAGAGAAAUUCCCCGAUGAUUCAUGGGAAUCCAAUUGGGUGUACAGCGAGCACCCCGGCAAGGAGUUCGGCAAAUUUAAGUUGACCGCUGGGAAAUUCUACAAUGACCCCGAGGAAGACAAAGGUCUGCAGACCUCUGAAGAUGCGAGGUUCUACGCUCUGUCGCGCAAGUUCAAGCCAUUCUCCAACGAGGACAAGCCUCUGGUGGUGCAGUUCUCUGUGAAGCAUGAGCAGGACAUUGACUGUGGAGGCGGUUACCUCAAGGUGUUUGAUUGCAAGUUGAACCAGAAAGACAUGCAUGGUGAAACUCCCUAUGAAAUUAUGUUUGGUCCUGACAUCUGCGGUCCUGGUACAAAGAAGGUGCAUGUAAUCUUCAGCUACAAGGGCAAGAACCAUCUUAUCAAGAAAGACAUCCGCUGCAAGGACGAUGUCUACACUCACUUGUACACGCUGGUUGUGAAACCUGACAACACAUAUGAAGUGCUCAUUGACAAUGAGAAGGUGGAAUCUGGAGACCUGGAGGCUGACUGGGACUUCCUACCGCCUAAAAAGAUCAAGGACCCCGAAGCAAAGAAACCUGAAGACUGGGAUGACAAACCUACCAUCCCCGACCCUGAAGACAAGAAGCCCGAGGACUGGGACAAGCCUGAGCACAUCCCUGACCCUGACGCCAGCAAGCCUGAUGACUGGGAUGAUGAGAUGGACGGCGAGUGGGAGCCCCCCAUGAUUGACAACCCUGACUACAAGGGCGUGUGGGCCCCCAAGCAGAUCGAUAACCCUGCAUACAAGGGCGCGUGGGUGCACCCCGAGAUCGACAACCCUGAAUACACGGCCGACAACACACUGUACAAGAGGGAGGAACUUUGCGCCGUCGGUCUCGAUCUCUGGCAGGUCAAGUCUGGUACCAUCUUCGACAACUUCCUCAUCACUGAUGACCUGGAGGCGGCCAAGGAGCGCGGGGAAGCACUCAAGAAGACUCUAGAAGGGGAGAAGAAGAUGAAGAAUGAACAGGAUGAAGCCGAGAGGGAGAAGGAGAAGGCGGAGAAGCCUGAUGAGGAGGAGGAUGAUGAGGAUCUCGAUGAGGAAGCCGGAGAAGCGGCGCCUGUUGAUGAGCACGACGAGCUGUAAACUAGUGAAGUAGUGUUAUAGACAAUAUGUACCGCUGGUACGGAGUGCGCCGGCCGAUAGCAACAGCCGCCAUUUUGUGUGUUUUAUUAUAUCCAUUAUUUAUGUACACGGCAUUGUGGAACACUCGAAUUAUCAGUUAUACGUCGUCACUUACUUUUAAACACCCGGGGUUGGGUUUUGCCAUUAGGGAUGCACUAUAUCGAUAUUUGUCGAUAUCGAUACUGCCAUUUUUACUUGUAAGAAAAACUAGAUAAACCCGCAAAGGUUUAUGGUUUUAUUUUAAUUAUGUAUAUUUUACUGUUUGAUAAAAAAUAAUUUUUCCUUAGCAAACAAUUUAAGUUGUAAAAAUUUAAGAAUAGUCGUGUGAGUUAUCGAUUGUAUCGGCUUAUAUUGAUUAAAUAUCGAUAUUUCAUUGCAACCCUAAUUGUGAUAUCAUGCAAUAUUCCUUGGCUUAAUGUUUUAAGUAAUGACAGAUGUGUGUUUGUAUGUAUAUAAAGGAAUCGCGCUCUUGUAUGUUUUGUUGCGACACCGUGUGUCGUGUCUGUGUGUCUGUAUGUCUGUGUUUGUUGUACAACAUAGACUUCAAACUCUGUUGUACAAUGAACGUUUGUAAUGAGUUCUCAGUUUACGUUGUGAAAUGAGUCUGAUUAAAGUUAAUACCAAUUUUA